Messenger RNA from Sinocyclocheilus rhinocerous, 869 nucleotides. RefSeq names its product claudin-10-like. Gene Ontology annotation, cellular component: bicellular tight junction; membrane. The transcript has 5 exons. Lineage: Eukaryota; Metazoa; Chordata; Actinopteri; Cypriniformes; Cyprinidae. The record is from RefSeq and is a predicted model, not a curated record. Gene Ontology annotation, molecular function: structural molecule activity. Bases 57 to 869 code for a protein of 270 amino acids.
ACCAUAGCUUUUUUUCCGCACGCGCACACAUCUUCUUUCUCUGCUAAGCCGGCAGCAUGAGGCAGCGAACGGUGGUGAUGUACGUGGAGAUCGGUUGCUUUGUGUCCUGUCUGUGUGGCUGGGUUCUGAAUUGUUCCACUCUGGCCACUGAGUACUGGGUCAUCUCAGAAAGUGCGUCUGUGGUUCUCAGCGCCGGUGAUUACUAUUCCAACCUCUGGAUGGACUGUGUCACAGACACCACAGGAGUAUCUGACUGUAAAUACUUCCCCUCCAUGAUGGACCUGCCUGUUUUCCUCCAUGUAAGCAGGGCCCUGGCUGUCGUCUCUGUGAUCUUUGGCUUCUGGGGGGCUGUUCUCGCUCUUAUUGGGAUGAAAUGUACCAAAAUCGGAGGCUCUGAGCUUGUCAACGCCAGAGUUACAUUUGCAGCAGCGUUGACGUACAUGGCAUCUGGAUUUUGUGGUAUGAUAGUGUACUCCUGGUGGGGAGAAAAGACACGCUCAGAAUUUGUGGAUCCAUAUUUCUUAGAAUUAAAGUUUGAGCUCGGUGCAGCUCUGUUUAUCGGUUGGGGAGGUUCAUGUCUGCUUAUUUGUGGAAGUGCAGUCAUGGGUUAUUUCUCUGGGAGAGAGUCAUUCCCUAAAAGGUUUAAUAAACAACCCAGAAAACCCCCAACCUACAUGACAGCGCGUACCAGACGGACGUACAUGCUGCCGGGCUCGUCCAGACCAUCCAGACCCACAACAGUCAUCAUCCCUCCUUCACACCAAUCAUACAGUCAGAGCAGAGGAAGCAGAGCGAGUGGAGGGAGGAGAGGAACACAAGAAAGCCAGUCUGUCAGACCCAGCCUGCCACCCAUAGACUCAGCUGUGUAA